Molecule: messenger RNA, 3123 nt
Organism: Tarenaya hassleriana
Lineage: Eukaryota; Viridiplantae; Streptophyta; Magnoliopsida; Brassicales; Cleomaceae
Exons: 8
Coding region: 147-2861 (904 amino acids)
Source: RefSeq, a predicted model, not a curated record
AUACUGUGUUUGGCCAUUUUCUCUCAACUUGAAACUUUCGGCAAAUUAUUGUCCUAAUUUCGUGAGUAUCCUCCUUUUCACUUCUCAAUCGCUUCGAAUCGGGUUGGUGUUUUUCCGAUUCCCGACUUGUUGGCAUAUGAAUCGUAAUGGCUAAAGGAAAGAACAACUUUUUCGAGCAUCAAGAGACCCAACGUAUUGAAACUCCUCCUUCAUCGCCGUCCGGUAAAGACAAGGAUCAUGGGAGUGGCGAUAUGUUAGGUUUUAUGCAGGACACUGUUUGUUUUGAUGACAUUGCCUCGUCAGGUGAACAAAUGGAGGAGACUCAGGUCAUGGACAUUGGAUGUGAGGAUGAAGGACUUCCUCAUUAUGAUGAAACUCAAGCACUGCCUUUGUGCUCUGAAACUCAAGAAGCAUCUUUUGCGGAUGAAAGGCAAUGGCUAAAAGCUUCUGAUUGUUUGGCUACGCAGUUGUUGGACCAUUCUGAUGAUGAAAUUGCUGCCGAUAGUGAUGUUGCUGUUACCGAUGUUUUGGUGGGUGACAACGAGCUCUCUGAUGGCGACUCACUGAGUAGUGGUAGAAAUCUGUUUUCGGACAAAGAUAGUAUACAGCCUUCUUCUGAGAAGAUUAAUUCAACAGAUUUCUCUGAUGCUCUGUCGAAAGAACCAAAAAAUUCUGGAAAUGUUCCUAAGUUUACUUCAAUUCGCACAGCAGCUUUUCGUGCCACCGUUCUGGCAGCUCGUGUAGCAACCCCAAAGCAGCCCAACAGUGACUCACGUUCAAUCCUAACCAAUUGUCAUUCGUCUGAACGAUCUGGUAAAGGAGCCGCAAAUGAUGCCAGUGCAGAAAACAGUGUUGGGGAGGAAGUGGAUCGGCAAUGUACUCCCAGUAUUUCCGGUGAGAAAGCAAAUGAAUUACGAAUGGGAAACAAAACAGCAAGGAAGCUCUUUCCUGAUGAUUCACCCAAAGAAACAAACUGCAACAUUGUCGAUUUUGAUAAUGAGCUAGCAGGGUUGAGUUAUAUUGAUUCCCAAGAACCUGGGGAGUUAUCACAGGCCAGUGCUUUUAACAUUGUUGAGAAGCUCAUCAAUGAUCCCUUUUUGAAGUCUGAAGUUGAAGAUGACCAUGGAAAGAGAAGAGAUGAAAUGUCAAAGUUCGUUUCAAGUGUUAUAGGGCCACAGGUGUUGGCAAAGAAAUUCAAUUGCAGAGGUGGAGCUGUUGGAAUUGACAUUUUCAACUGGGAUGAUAACCGAGAGGAUGAAGGAGGCGGGGAAUUGUUUUCCAGAAGAAAGGAAGAGUUCUUUGGAUCUUCAACCAUGCCUAGAGGACUCAUAGGAAAAUCGAUAUGUGGAAAUGACGUAAGACUUGUAAAUGGGGCGGAUAAAAGAACAGCUCACUCUGAUUCCAGACUCUUGCGAAACAGUCUGAUAAAGAAUGGAAGGAAGAUCAGGGCAGCUAGAAAAGAAAUUAAAAAGAAUAUUGUCAAUGAAUUGGAUAAAGUUUCCAACGGCAAUAACACUAAAACCUCUGAUGUGCACGAAUUGGUAGAUGUGGGUCCUGAUACACAAAUGGCUGCUGAAGCUAUAGAUGCGCUUCACCUUGGAGAUGGCAGCGAGCUCGAUGCUGAUCGAAAUGCUCUAGUGGGAAAGAAACUCUCCCAAGGAGUUGUUACCAGACAAUCCAAGAGAAGGAAGAGGGUUGAGGUCAUGGAGAAAGAUGUAGAACCAUUAGUAGCAAGAACCAAGAAGGCUAGAUCAAUUCCUACUAAGGCUGGAGAGAAGAAUGUGAAAGGUUCUCUAGACAUUGAUGAACCCGUUGUGUCAGGUACGGGGAAGAGAAGAAAGAAAUUAUUAAAUGAAUCAUGUGAUUCUAAGCUACUUAAUCAGCCAAAUAGGGGCAGAUCUGGGGUAUCAAGCUACCCCAAGCGAAGAAGGUCAGCUCGAAUUUCCAGAGGUCAUCUCAAUGAGUCUGGAAGGAAUUCAGAUUCCGCUUUUGAUACCCCAAUGAAAUCCAAGAUGCUUCCGAAGAAUGUAUCACCUAUAUGCAUGGGUGAUGAGUAUCUGAUAAAAUCGCUCAAGGGUUCAGCAAAAUCGAUUUGCUUAAGGGAAGCCCGUGGCUUAAUUUCGCCAUCUGCAGAACCGAUUCUUGAGUCAAAAGCUACACGGAAGAGGAGAGACUUGGGGAGCAUUCGAGUCCUGUUCAGCCAGCACCUUGAUGAAGAUGUAACCAAGCAUCAGAAAAAGAUUUUGGCCCGCUUUGGAAUAGCCGAAGCAUCCUCCAUGAAAGAAGCAACACACUUCAUAGCGGAUAAAUUUGUGCGCACAAGGAACAUGUUAGAGGCUAUCGCUUCCGGCAAGCCAGUAGUCACUACCCAAUGGCUCGAGAGUAUUGAACAAGUAAACAUUUAUAUUGAUGAGGACCCAUAUGUAUUAAGAGACUCGAAGAAGGAGAAGGAGUUUGGUUUUAACAUGAGUGUUUCUUUGGUUCGAGCACGCCAUCAUCCACUUCUACAGGGAAGAAGAGUCUUUAUCACUCCAAACACAAAGCCCGGUAAAGACACGCUCACAACUUUGGCUAAGGCAGUUCAUGGACAGGCUUUUGAGAGGCUUGGAAGAUCUGGCUUAAAGGAUGAUAGGGUCCCUGAUAAUCUUCUCAUCUUAUCAUGUGUGGAGGAUUUUGAUAUUUGCGUCCCGUUUCUAGAAAGAGGCGCUGAGGUUUAUAGCUCGGAGUUACUGCUGAAUGGGAUAGUAACUCAGAAAUUGGAGUACGAAAGGUACCGUCUCUUUGUGGAACAUGUGAAGAGAACACGUUCCACAGUAUGGAUUAGGAAUGACAAAGGUGAAUUCCAACCCCGUCCCAGGUAAAAGAAGGCAGCGUUUCAUUAGUUUGGUCGAGUCUACAGCAUAGGCGAUGUAAUAAUCUGCAUUUACUACAGAGUCUGCCCAAUAGGUUAGAAAUGCUAUUUGUACCUAUAGUAGUUGUCUUCUUACCCCUGUAAAAUUCUUCUAAGUUACAGAGAGUCUCUCACAUGUCCUGUGACCUUUGGAAACCUUAGAUAUUCUUUUGUUAGCUUUGCAAAUUGCACUCUUUCUUCAACUGGUUCAGAUGAAUACUGGAAGAUUAUCA